Molecule: messenger RNA, 3252 nt
Organism: Rhododendron vialii
Lineage: Eukaryota; Viridiplantae; Streptophyta; Magnoliopsida; Ericales; Ericaceae
Product: pentatricopeptide repeat-containing protein At1g05600-like
Exons: 2
Coding region: 1412-2923 (503 amino acids)
Molecular function (GO): protein binding
Source: RefSeq, a predicted model, not a curated record
GAAUAACCGGAAUUUCUUUCUUUUGUUUGAUUGGACUGAGAUAUCAGAGAAAUAGAUGUGUAGACGUGUAGAAAGUUUUUACUAUGAUUUUUUGGUUUAGUACCAUAGAGAAAUGAAGGGGCACCUAUAAUUAUGUUUCCAUUUUCCUUUCCUUUUCCCAUCAUAUCAGAGAUGAACUCUAUAUCAGUAUAUCUUGACUAAAAUGAGUUUCUCAGCAAUGCAACUGUAUUAGGGAAUAUGUUUUCUAUCUUGUUUUUUCUCGUACUGGAAAACAGGAAAGAAGAAAUUAUUGUCGCAAUUGAAAAUCAAGGGAUUAUUACUACUAGAUACAGAGAAUAAAAAGUAUUUCCUAUUAAGGUAAGAUAAAAUACUUAAUUACCACUAGGUCCACUUUUUACGAAAUACAUUUACCAUUAAUGGAAGUGCCACCCUAAGACAUCCUAGGGUUUUAGGGUACCCUAAAACCUAAGGGUUCCUUAGGGUUUUAGGAUACCAUAGAAUUUUAGGGUACCAUAGGGUUUUAGGAUGCCCUAGGAUUUUAGGGUUUAGGAUACCCUAGGUUUAAGUUUAGGCGUUUUUAUAGAGUCUAGGGUUUAGGUUUAAGCACUUUCAUAGAGGUUUUAGGGUGCACUUUCCUAUCAUAGGGUUUUAGCGAUUUAGGCACUUUUAUAGGGUACCCUAGGGUUUAGGCAUUUUCAUAGGAUACCCUAUGGUUUAGGCACUUUUAUAGGGUACCCUAUGGUUUAGGCACUUUCAGGGUUUAGGGUUUUAGGUACUUUCAUAGGGUUUUGGUUUUUCAUUAAUUGGAGGUGACUUGGUGGGAAAUACUUUUUAUUUUUUGUACCUACUGGUAAAAAGCCCUUGAAACAUUGUCGAAAAUCUCGUUAUGGGUUUGUCUGAACUCAAUGAAUGAAAUGCCAAUCUAGAUUCUUUACACUUGACAUCACUACCCCGGGUAUAUUGAAUUAUAUCUUCUAUUCUUCUUUUACUUAGGAAAAAAGAAAAAAAGAAUCGUAUCUUCUUUCAGGCUGUACUUACAUAGUGGGUUUGUCGAGGGGUUUAUAGAGGAAAAUGAUAAGGCAAAGAAAAAAGAAGAAGAAGAAGAAGAAGGUGUUAAGUGAAGAAUUUAAAUGUACAUGCUUAAUACUCUAUGAUUUGUUUUCUUUUGAUUAAUCCGUCCAUGAAUCCAUGAUCCAAGCACAACCUUAGUAUGAGAUGGAGUGCAAGAGAUCCCUGUGUGUGCUUGACACCUCUAAUUGGAGGAGUUGAGGAAGAAACUUGAAGCCGCUAACUUUUAUGACAUCGUUGCUAAAAAGUCAUUAAAGGAAUUGUUGCACUAUGUGCAGAAGGCUCCCACUGAUAGGAAGGGCUGGAAGAUGUAGUAGGUACUAGGCUAAAUAGUAUUGAGGCCAUGAACAUAAUAUGGCCAAGGCUUCUAACCCCUCCACACCUCAUUCAGCUCAUUAGGAACCAGAAAAACCCUUUGACAGCUCUUCAAAUCUUCAAUGAAGCAAAAUCAAAAUUCCCCAACUACCGUCAUAAUGGUCCGGUCUAUGCUACUAUGAUCAACAUCCUUGGAAGCUCAGGCCGAAUAGCUGAGAUGAAAGAAGUGAUUGGCCAGAUGAAAGAUGAUUCAUGUGAGUGCAGAGAUACGGUCUUUGCAAGUGCAAUCAAGAGGUAUGCAAAAGCUGGGUUGGUGGAGGAAGCCAUCUCUCUGUUUAGAAGCCUUCCCCAAUUCAACUGUGUAAAUUGGACAGAAUCUUUCAAUACACUUCUGCAAAUAAUGGUGCAAGAAUCUGAGCUAGACACUGCUAUUCGCCUUUUCUUAGAUAACUCUCAUCGUUGGGAAGUGAAGUCUCGGACUCGCUGCUUGAAUUUGCUUAUAUACGCUCUCUGUCAAAGGAACCAUUCUGAUCUCGCAUUGCAAGUUUUCCAGGAAAUGAACUACAUGUGCUGCAUUCCGGAUAGAGAAACCUAUCGGAUUCUGAUGAGAGGUUUGUGUGACGACGGGAGGCUAGAUGAAGCCACUCAUUUGCUGUACUCCAUGUUUUGGCGAAUAUCUCAGAAGGGCAGUGGUGAGGAUAUUGUAGUUUACAGAACUCUCUUAGAUGCUUUAUGUGAUCAUGGACAGGUGCAACAAGCUGUGGAUAUUCUUGACAAGGUUAUAAGGAAAGGCCUCAAGUCCCCUAAGCGAUCUCGGAAACAGUUUAAUCUUGACUGCUUUAGCGAUGUUGAGGUACAAGGGGCUAAGGUUUUGAUCCAUGAAGCUUUGAUCGAAGGUUUGGUUCCAAACUCCGAUUGUUACAAUGCAAUGGGUGUUGAUCUUUACACUGAAGGUAAAAUUACUGAGGCUAACAAAGUGCUCUAUGAAAUGAGUGAUAAAGGGUUUCGACCAUCACUUCCAAUAUACAAAGCUAAGGUAUCUGCUUUGUGCAGUGAACGUAAGAUUGAUGAAGCAAUACAAGUGAUUGAAGUGGAUAUGGCGGAGGGGAAUUGUGUUCCCACUGUUGGCAUAUACAAUGCUGUAUUAAAAGGACUGUGUUGUGAAAGGAAAUCUAUUCUAGCUGUUGAGUUUUUCAAGAAGAUAUCUAGACGAGUUGGCUGUGUCUCUGAUGAGGAAACUUACGCGAUUCUAGUAGAGGGGCUUUGUAAUGAGGGUAGAUAUGAGGAAGGCAGCCGGAUUUUGGAGCGGAUGCUAAUUAAGUCAUAUUGGCCAAGUCUUGCUAUUUUUAGUACACUUAUCAAGGGGCUUUGUCCUCUGGGUAGGCUAUAUGAAGCAGGUAUGUGGUUGGAGGAGAUGGUCAGUGAUGGGAAGAUACCGGAACGCUGUGUCUGGGAUUCAUUGGUGACUUCUUUCUGCUCCGAUACGGUUGUCACUGACUUUAUCUCUUCAUUUGUUGAGCAACUAAAGUCACCUUCUUGAUGGAAAAUCGUCUUGAGCGGUAGUUCUCUCUUUUUUUAAGAUGAUGUGGUCGGUUCUGAAAUUUUUGGUUCGAAGUUGUGAAAAUGAAGUAGGAGGAAUUAUUAUACAGAAUGGAGUAAGGGGAAACUGAACGAAGCCAAACUCUUAUCUCUAUUUCUUUUCACCUCUAGCCAUAUAGUGCCGCCCGGCCACAACAAGAAGUGUAACAUUUUCCACUGUGUACCAUAUGAAGCUCUAAUCACUGUGAGGUAUAACAUUUACCGUUAAGAAGUGUAACAUUUACUACUGAGAGGCGUAACAAUUUUCAAAUACAGACGUAACUUUUUUUU